AUGAUGGGGAUCUUUUUGGCGUAUGUUGGAUUUGUUUUCUUUUCCGUCCUAUAUGUACAACAAGGGCUUUCUUCUCAAGCAAAAUUUACUGAGUUUCCGAGGAACGUGACGGCAACCGAGGGGCAGAAUGUGGAGAUGUCGUGCGCAUUCCAGAGCGGCUCAGCCUCGGUCUACCUGGAGAUCCAGUGGUGGUUCCUGGGAGGACCCGAGGACCUAGAGCCUGGGACUGAGGCAGCCGGAGCACAGGUGGAGCUCUUACCCGACAGAGACCCGGACAACGAAGGGACCAAGAUCAGUACAGUGAAAGUCCAAGGCAAUGACAUCUCCCACAAGCUUCAGAUUUCAAAAGUGAGGAAAAAGGAUGAAGGUUUAUAUGAAUGCAGGGUGACUGACGCCAAUUACGGGGAGCUGCAAGAACACAAGGCCCAGGCCUACCUGAAAGUGAAUGCCAACAGCCAUGCUCGGAGAAUGCAGGCCUUUGAAGCCUCGCCCAUGUGGCUGCAAGAUAUGAAACCUCGCAAGAACGUGUCCGCAGCAAUCCCCAGCCGCACCCACAGCUCUGCCAACCAACGAACGCACUCCACCUCCAGCCCUCAAGCGGUAGCCAAAAUCCCCAAACAAAGUCCACAAUCAGCAAAGAGCAAAUCGCCUGUAAAAUCUACGGAGCGGACAGCAAAGUUGACCCUAAACUCCAAGCACCAUUCUGCACCCUCUGUACUCUAG
Dipodomys ordii (Ord's kangaroo rat) is the source of this 723-nucleotide messenger RNA. RefSeq names its product V-set and transmembrane domain containing 2A (gene Vstm2a). The record is from RefSeq and is a predicted model, not a curated record. The transcript is spliced from 5 exons. Lineage: Eukaryota; Metazoa; Chordata; Mammalia; Rodentia; Heteromyidae. The coding region runs from base 1 to 723 and encodes 240 amino acids.